AUGUGGGGCAUGUAUAUUGGAAUGAAUUUGGCUAGAAGACAAGGAAUUACUCAUCUUCAAGUUGAAAGUGAUUCGAAGGUGUUAGUUGAAAUGGUAACAGGAAAUUGCAAUGUCAACGACAAUAUUCCUACCUUGGUUAGACGUAUUCGUGAUCUUACCAACAUGAAUUGGCAUGUCCAGAUUAAUCACACAUGGCAUGAAGGAAACAAAUCAGCUUAUCGGUUAGCUAAUUACAGUCUAACGUUAAACUCUUUUGAUUUGCAUGUUUUGGAGACACCUCCUACAAAGCUUCAAAGUCUCUUGUUUUAUGACAGUUUCGGCAUGUGCAUGCCUUGGAGUGUUCGUUUAGUUUCAUAG
Molecule: messenger RNA, 357 nt
Organism: Trifolium pratense (red clover)
Lineage: Eukaryota; Viridiplantae; Streptophyta; Magnoliopsida; Fabales; Fabaceae
Exons: 1
Coding region: 1-357 (118 amino acids)
Molecular function (GO): nucleic acid binding; RNA-DNA hybrid ribonuclease activity
Source: RefSeq, a predicted model, not a curated record